Messenger RNA from Pogonomyrmex barbatus (red harvester ant), 1968 nucleotides. Its product is annotated as DNA primase large subunit. Lineage: Eukaryota; Metazoa; Arthropoda; Insecta; Hymenoptera; Formicidae. Gene Ontology annotation, cellular component: alpha DNA polymerase:primase complex. Gene Ontology annotation, biological process: DNA replication, synthesis of primer; DNA replication initiation. The record is from RefSeq and is a predicted model, not a curated record.
UUUAAUUUCUUGUUGUGAACGUACCCCUGGAUGUAUCAUUUUAGGCUGCAUUCUCCACCCGAGUGCACUCGCUGCAUUGGAGUGAAAGGGUGAGAUAAAGAGUGAGUUAAAGAGAAAAAGAAAGCACCCGGGUGGGAAAUCUGAACAUGCCUUUAGCCGUUAUUUCCCCCCUGAACGCACCGCGGAAGAGGAAAUAAAAACAACAGAUCACUUCCUGUUUAUAAGUAUGUAUGUACGCGAUUGGAUGUUAGAUCCUUUAAUUGUUGCAAUUACUCACUUUUAAACGUAGUUUCAUUCAGCAGCAUUUGCAGAUUUAAAUAACAAACAAAACGUCUGUUAUGAGAAAAAAAAUUCAGUUUAUUUGUUUAUCUGAUCGUUUCCUCAUUCGAUUCUGUUCAAGUUUCCUGCUUGAGAAACAUGACAUCCACAAUGAGAUUUCAAGUUCCUGUCAAAAUUUCGUUGGAAAAUCCUAAUGAUGUGUAUCUUCAUGAUUUGCAAUUUUAUCAAAAUGCUCCAUUCGGCACGGCAACAUUAGAUGAGUUGCGAGAAAUCAGUGAAACGCGACUUAAAGUUCUCUCCUUAGUGGAACGUGUACAUUUACAAAAAUUGACAAUGUCCAUAUCACAACGCAGAGCUAUGCUUGUUAAGGAGUUACAAAAAGAAAAACUGGAUGAAUUUGCAAAAUUGAUCGACAGUCCUGGUUGCAAAUCACAUACAGAUAUAGAUAUACAUGCAAGAAGAAGGGAUCAUAUAUCUCAUUUUGUAUUAAGAUCUGCAGUUGCCUUUAAUGCACUUAAGAAACGCUGGUUUUUCAAACAAGAAGCAAGAUUAUUCAAAUGGAGAUUCUCAUCAUUGGAUAGUAAGGGAAUCAAGCAGUUUAUGAGCAUUAAUAAUCUCAAUUUUACACUGAUAAGCGAAAGUGAAAAAGAAGAUAUCAGAGAAUAUCUUCAAAUGUCUUCUCCAUAUGUUAGUGAUAUUGACAAUAUACAAUUUUAUAGAGUAUCUUUUGUUCAUACAACCAAUUUGAUUAAAAAACGUAAGGUUUUCAUUAAGGAAGGUGAUGCUUUUGUACCUGAAGAAGAAAUGGCAUUUGUAUUUGUGUCAUAUUUUAAGAGAAUUCUUGUAUCAAGUUUUGAAAAUGCACGAGAAGCUAGAGCUAAUUUGUAUGAUGAUGAGAGGCUCACUCAGAUUUUUGCCUAUUUAGAAAAUAAUAUUCAUACUGAAAGUACUGUGCUAGUACAGGAUCUAGAGAUACAACAAUACGUUUCGUUGGACAACUUGGAUAAGCUUGCAGAAACCUCAUAUCCUCUUUGUAUGAGAGUGCUUCAUAAAGCACUGAGAAAGAAUCAUCAUCUUACUCAUGGUGGCAGAAUACAAUACUGUUUGUUUCUGAAAGGCAUAGGACUUUCUUUGUCUGAUGCGAUAAUUUUUUGGAAAAACGAAUUUAUAAAAGUAAUGGACGAGAUUAGAUUUAACAAAGAACACAGCUAUAACAUAAGAUUUAUCUUUGGCUUGGAAGGUAGUCGACGAGAUUAUCAACCUUACACGUGCCUAAGAAUUAUGGAAUCGAUUGUUGGACCGAGAGAUUAUCACGGAUGCCCUUUCAAACAUAUGCUGCAUGAUAUACUUGAAGAUGAACUUAUGGAUUGCGGUUUUGAUGCAUUAGAGAGAUCAGCGAUAAUGAACUUGUCGAAAGACGGUCAAUAUUCUGCAGCAUGUAACAAAUAUUAUGAGAUAAAACAUAACUGUUUGAAUGAUACCUUGUUCAAGCAUCCGAAUAUAUAUUUCAACAACAGUGUCAAACAUUGUACUUCAUAUCAUGAAAUAGGAGAUACAUGAUAAUGUAUAUGUUGUUAUACGAAAUGAGACCAUCUGGAGAAGCUAGAACUAUUAGGACCGUUACGAAUUAUAUUUCAUAUCAACACAGUGUAUAAUGUUUUUUAUACAAACGUUCUUUAUCCCUGAUUA